ACUAUCCUUCUCUCUUUGUUAUUUCCACAAUUAUAUUAACUCGAUUCAUCUUUGCUUCCAAGGUCAACUCUUCUCUGUUUUGUGAUUUUUUUAGUGAUUUUUCGUGAAUUUUGUUUUAGAUUUUGUGUGUGGUUUUUUUAGUGUUUCAAAGAAAUCAUGUUAUUUUUUUCUUUUAUUUUUUUUUACUAUUUUACACUAACUAUUUUCUGGUUCUCGUUUUCUAUAGUGAUCUUGUUUUUGAUUGGUGUCUAAUUUGAAAAAAAAUGCGAUUCUCUUUUUCCAUUUUGUGUGUGGUUUCGUGUUAGGGUUUUGAAAGAAAUCGAUUUCUGUUUUCUUUUAUUGAGAUUCUAGUUUGUGUGCGACUUCUUUCUUGUUCUAGAUGCUCUGUUUCUCUUUUUUUUCCUCGUAAAACGUUACUUUUUCUUUCGUUUUUUUGGUUUGUGAUCAGUUCGACUCUUUUGUUUAUGAUUAUUUUUUCAUUGGUGUGUAAUGUGAAAGUGUGAUACACACACAUUAAGGGUUUAAUCGAUACUGUUCUUUUGGGUUUCAAAGACUUUGUAAUACUACUUUACUUGGUAAGUUCUGUUCUUUGGCGUUUUACUUGCUCUGUUCUUUUCUUAUUUUAUCUUUCCUUUGCAGAUUUUUUGCUUUUAUGGUUUUUUAUGGUGGGUUUUGUUUCUUGAUUUUUUGUUGUUGUAUGUUAUUAUCUGUUUGGAAUCUGGGAAAGAAAAGAAAAGCAAAGAAAUGAAAACAGGUGAACGGGAAAGAAAUGACAAAAAUUGAAAUUUGUGUCUGUAACGUGAUUAGUUGAACAAUAAAAGGAAUCUCGGGAUUCAAGAAAGCACUUGUGAUAAUUCGUAGGAGUUUCUUGAUAUGAUUUGUGAAUGUAUGUGAAGUUAUUUUUCACUUUUUUGACUGAUUUUGUUUCCUUGAUAGUACUUCAAGAUGAUAAGUUCAUUUUCUCCUUAUUUUAAUUUUCUUAGUUGUGAUGAAAGGCAAUAAAUUGGAGUUAUGUCGGCUGCCUCUCCGUCACCUUUCUAUUCUAUAUUAAGAAACAAGAAUCAAGAAUCCCUGAUCAACUGUGAUGAUCUUAUUUUCUUUCAGUUGUUUUUCAUUUUUUAAACGGGUCACGGAAAAGGUGUUUAAAGCGUUCAUUAGCAAAUGAUGGUAACAGAAAAGAAUAUUGGAUAAUUAAAUUUGCAAUGAUUUGCUAAACUCUUAUUUGGGAUUUUAAAUUCAAGGCAUGCUAAUAGAAUUUCUUCUGAAGUGCAUCACUGCUUCCAUUUUCAGUUAUUGGAUGAGAAGUUUGAAGAUUUUUUAAAAUUUUGCUGUCUUUUGAUAUGCUCAACUCAGAAGGAAGUUUUGGAAUUCGUAAGCAAGUUAUUGAUGAUGUUUAACUCAAGGUCUGGCUGUGAUGAGAAAAAACACGAAAACCUAUGAAAUUAGACCCUCUUUGUAUUGAAGAAUGAAAAGUUAUAUUUUUGGUAUCGUUAUUUGUUUCUUCCUUUUUCGUAGAACUGAUUGGCUGCUUCAUUUGAUCAUAGAUAAUGGCUGAUUUGGAGGAAUACCAAAUGGAAGAAAUUGAUGAUGACCCCAUCCUUCUAGAUGAAGUAGAUCCAUUUGAGGGAAGCUUGCGAUGGAACAUCAGUAUCUCAUCUCUUAUGUUAGAAGAUGAGGGCACACAUGACAUGAUUCCAACUUAUUCAUACAAGUCCAGUUCUUACAAGAGUUCAGAAAGCUGUGCUAAAUUUCCUGGUCACAUAAAGCAGGAGGACAUAAAAAUUGAAGAUGUUGUUAGGCAGUAUGCUCUUUGUUUCCUUCCAGCCAAGUCAAUAUGCAGGUUCAAGACUGUUUCUAAAGAGUGGCUUAAGUGGAUAGACAGUCCUUUUUUUUCCCACAAGCAGACCAACCACUUCAAGCAUGUUUCUGGUCUUUUCUGUCAGUUUCCUGGCGAGAGUCCCUCCUUCAUAUCAUUCAAUCCAGUUGCUUACGGCGUUUCUAGCCCCACUCUCCGUUUCUUGCCUGAACCUAUUGACGUCCGAACCUCUUGCAAUGGAUUACUGGGCUGCCAAAGCCGCCUUGGAGAUAAUGCUUACUACAUUUGCAACCCCGUGACUAAGGAAUGGAGGGUGGUUCCAAAGCCAACUUUAUAUCAUGGACCUGAAACAGCCAUAGCACUUGCCUUUGAACCUGAUGCACUCAAAUUUGGAGCGCAAUAUGAGCUUGUCUGUGCAGUCACUCUACCAGAUAGGGCAGCUCUUCUGUUUGAAAUAUACUCUUCAAGGACAAACUCUUGGAGAGUAUGCACAGCUAUGUGCUGGGAGCUGGAUGCUCUGCCUCUUAAUGGCGAUGGUUUCUACAUCAGAGGAUUUGUCUUUUGGGAAACCCAAUCAGGUGCAGUUCUGGGUUUCGAUUUGAAGGAGGAAGUGUAUGGAAUUCUCAGUCUCCCACCUAGCAGCAACCCAACUGGUGCUUUGACAGAGUUGCGGGGGGAGUUGUGCUACCUUCUGCCUCACAAAGAAGAUGACGCAUGGUCAAUUGAGGUCUACGGAAAUAUGGACAUGAGCCUGAGGCGUGUAAUUCCUCUUCAUUCUGAGGUUUUGGGUCAUCUUGUAGAUGGACAGUGCCGGGCUUUGGCAUUUGUGAAUGAUGACACAAUGAUCAUUGCUCUUGGGAUGCAACUGAUUGCUUAUCAUGUAAGAGCACAUAAGAUGGAACGGAUAAGUGAUGCCAGGACCGAUGGUUUUGUGAAGUAUUUGCCAUACGUGAACAGCCUUGCACCCGUGGGCCCUUUCAUGCGCGACACAGCUUUGUAUCCGUGAGAUUUCCACAAAGAGUCUCUGAACCUGGAUUGCUGAUUCCAGGAUGGAUGUCUCAGGACUAUCGACUAUUAAUAUUCUUUCUGUUUUUGUGAAGUAUCAGACAUGACUUCUGCUCAAACCAAGAAUACGGUGGAAACUAAACAUAGAAUUUCCUUUUGAAUUCCAAUUCUGCCGUUGGAUAUUUUGACCUGUGCUGGAGCUUUUAAAGCAUGAUUGAAUGAUGCAAAUGAUUUUUUUUUUUGAUCUGCUGUCACUGUUGUGAAGGGUUAAACUUGUGAAUUCAAGCUAGUUAUGAUGGAAUUUCAUAAAUGCUAUCACCUUCCAUUUUUCA
Molecule: messenger RNA, 3153 nt
Organism: Populus nigra (black poplar)
Lineage: Eukaryota; Viridiplantae; Streptophyta; Magnoliopsida; Malpighiales; Salicaceae
Product: F-box protein At5g49610-like
Exons: 2
Coding region: 1548-2822 (424 amino acids)
Molecular function (GO): protein binding
Source: RefSeq, a predicted model, not a curated record